AUGGCUCCCCAGAGAUCCACAGGAGGGUGCAAAUAUACCUACUCUUUGGCAUCGUCUAUCAAGGUUGCUUGCCUCAAAUCACAUGAGCAAAGCUGCCUGUCAUGGAAGGAAAAGAAGAAAGAGGAUAGAGAGUUUUCCUGGGCUGCAGUAAAGUCAAUUUUGAAGGAAGGAAAAUCUAAACAUCACCAUGAUAAGAGGUGUGCUCAUGAGGCAGCUCAAGAUACCACACUAGUAGUUCAGGAGGCUGGUUCAGCAACUGAUUCACUGGCUGCAGCAGAUUCACAUUAUCAUUAUGAUGAUGCAGGCCUUGAAGGCCUCAAUGAUGUGCAGAGUGUCAGGGGAGAUUCAUGGCUAUACUUCAAAUUUGCCAAACUCGUGCACCAAGCUGCCUUGAGCAAAGACCAAACUAAUGAACUACUCAAGUUCAUCUGGAGAGUUGCAGAUGGUCAUAUCAAGUUCACCCUCAAAACACAUAAUGAUGUGUCAGCUGCAUGA
Molecule: messenger RNA, 495 nt
Organism: Suillus subaureus
Lineage: Eukaryota; Fungi; Basidiomycota; Agaricomycetes; Boletales; Suillaceae
Exons: 4
Coding region: 1-495 (164 amino acids)
Source: RefSeq, a predicted model, not a curated record